This is a messenger RNA of Melospiza georgiana, 723 nucleotides long. It is a transcript of the gene TMEM139, whose product is annotated as transmembrane protein 139. The transcript is spliced from 2 exons. NCBI's taxonomy places the organism in Eukaryota, Metazoa, Chordata, Aves, Passeriformes, Passerellidae. The record is from RefSeq and is a predicted model, not a curated record. Bases 1 to 723 code for a protein of 240 amino acids.
AUGUUGUUAGAGACACGCUGGAAGAACAUCCGCCAAACCUUGCUGCUUCUGUUCACCGCUGCUCUUCUCAUCGGGGUCACCAUGCUGGCCAUCUCCUCUAACAUCAACCCAGUGGGCUAUUUCUUCCUCGGGGUAGGGGGAGUGUGCCUGGUCGGCUAUUUGCUGAGCGUGUUUGUCGAGUGUUACCUGAGGAAUCAACACCGGCGUGACGCAAAUGAAAUACCUCCAAACAGGCAAAGCCAAGCAGGGGUGAAUGCCGCCUAUGAAGCACCCACCUACGAGGAGGUGAUGACCAUGUCAGCUCCAGCACCAGCAAUAUGGACAAUCACAUCCAACCCAGGCUCCGUGCCCUCGCCGCUGAGCGAGCCUCCCCCGUACAACGUCGUUAUUGAGUCCUCUGCCCAACAGGGGAUGAUGGUGGAGGCUCUGCGGGGGCCAGUGCCACCAGACACAGUGCACCCCUCUGACACAGACACGGGCUCCAGGACGCAGCUGCAGCUGGUGCUGCCCCCGAGACUGCAGCGGUUUGUUUCGGACAUCCAUGAGGACAAAGACCUUGAAGAAAGGUUUGAACCACUGGAGCCACUCACCCCACCACCUCCUUACGAGACUGCCAUCAGUGAUGAGGUCUUUGCAGAUGCUCACCAGCCCUCUGUAUUAGGACUGGCUUCACCUUCCAUGAAUACAGAACCAAACCCUCACUCCAAUACAGGAUGUUCCUAG